AUGCUCGGUAUCGCAACCAACGAUUGCAAGAGGCCCUUCAGCGCGCGCUCGGCACCGGACAUUCGGCUCGAAACACGGGGCAGUCAUCUGCGAGGGCCCGUAGAAGGCGUCGACGGACACCUGACAAUUUACAGCCUGGCCCGUCGUCUGUGGCAGCAUCAUUUGCCUUGCCUCAAAACGACCCACGUGAAGACCGCGAGGCAUCCCGCGAGAUCUCGCCAGUCGAGGACGAUCCCUUUCCCCACGCAGGCCCCCCCUGCACUGUCGCCCCUUGCGUCUCUUACAACACUCGCCACGGUCUCGGGCGCCGCCGACGUCAUUCCCUCGCCGCCUACGCCCACAGAUCCCGAUAUCCCCGCGGAGGGUGGUGUGGACAUUUCUGCGUCCCCGCCCCAAGACGUGACCUCCACAGGUCACGGCGUCCAAAAAAACGCGUGCCCCUCGCAAGACGACGCAGUGGCCUCCCCCCCCGACAUGAAGGGCGCAAAGUGGUUUUACGCGCGCAAAUGGUACGCGGAUUCCAACGGCACGCUAGAGGCCUUCGAGGCGCACUACAAGACCCUAAGUGCCUCGGAUCGCAGGAAACUCGGACGUGUUGCUCCCUCGUAG
Dichomitus squalens LYAD-421 SS1 is the source of this 609-nucleotide messenger RNA. RefSeq lists its product as uncharacterized. NCBI's taxonomy places the organism in Eukaryota, Fungi, Basidiomycota, Agaricomycetes, Polyporales, Polyporaceae. The record is from RefSeq and is a predicted model, not a curated record. Bases 1 to 609 code for a protein of 202 amino acids. The transcript has 5 exons.